Molecule: messenger RNA, 1206 nt
Organism: Equus quagga
Lineage: Eukaryota; Metazoa; Chordata; Mammalia; Perissodactyla; Equidae
Gene: LHX3
Product: LIM homeobox 3
Exons: 6
Coding region: 1-1206 (401 amino acids)
Biological process (GO): neuron differentiation; regulation of transcription by RNA polymerase II
Cellular component (GO): nucleus
Molecular function (GO): DNA-binding transcription factor activity, RNA polymerase II-specific; RNA polymerase II transcription regulatory region sequence-specific DNA binding
Source: RefSeq, a predicted model, not a curated record
AUGCUGCUGGAAAUGGAGCUGCAGCGCGACCGAGAUGGGCCCGGGGCCCCGGCGGCAGCGGCCGUCUGCACCUUCCGGGGAACUCGGGAGAUCCCACUGUGUGCCGGCUGCGACCAGCACAUCCUGGACCGCUUCAUCCUCAAGGCUCUGGACCGCCACUGGCACAGCAAGUGUCUCAAAUGCAGCGACUGUCACACACCGCUGGCCGAGCGCUGCUUCAGCCGCGGGGAGAGCGUCUACUGCAAGGACGACUUCUUCAAGCGCUUCGGGACCAAGUGCGCCGCGUGCCAGCUGGGCAUCCCGCCCACGCAGGUGGUGCGCCGCGCCCAGGACUUCGUGUACCACCUGCACUGCUUCGCCUGCGUCGUGUGCAAGCGGCAGCUGGCCACGGGCGACGAGUUCUACCUCAUGGAGGACAGCCGGCUAGUGUGCAAGGCGGACUACGAGACGGCCAAGCAGCGAGAGGCCGAGGCCACGGCCAAGCGGCCGCGCACGACCAUCACGGCCAAGCAGCUGGAGACGCUCAAGAGCGCCUACAACACGUCGCCGAAGCCGGCGCGCCACGUGCGCGAGCAGCUCUCCUCCGAGACCGGCCUGGACAUGCGCGUCGUGCAGGUGUGGUUCCAGAACCGCCGCGCCAAGGAAAAGAGGCUCAAGAAGGACGCGGGCCGGCAGCGCUGGGGCCAGUAUUUCCGCAGCAUGAAGCGCGCCCGCGGCGGCUCCAAGUCAGACAAGGACAGCGUUCAGGAGGAGGGGCAGGACAGCGACGCCGAGGUCUCCUUCACGGAAGAACCCUCCAUGGCCGAAAUGGGCCCUGCCAACGGCCUCUACGGCAGCCUGGGGGAGCCCACCCCCGCCUUGGGCCGUCCCACGGGAGCCCCAGGCAGCUUCCCGCUGGAGCACGGGGGCUUGGCCGGCCCGGAGCAGUAUCGGGAGCUGCGCCCCGGCAGCCCCUACGGCGUCCCCCCCUCCCCGGCUGCCCUGCAGAGCCUUCCUGGCCCCCAGCCCCUCCUCUCCAGCUUGGUGUACCCAGAUGCCAGCUUGGGCCUUGUGCCCACGGGAGCCCCGAGUGGGCCCCCGCCCAUGAGGGUGCUGGCAGGGAACGGACCCAGCUCUGACCUGUCCACAGGGAGCAGCGGGGGCUACCCCGACUUCCCUGCCAGCCCCGCCUCCUGGCUGGACGAGGUGGACCACGCUCAGUUCUGA